Messenger RNA from Carcharodon carcharias (great white shark), 1563 nucleotides. It is a transcript of the gene slc32a1, whose product is annotated as solute carrier family 32 member 1. The coding region runs from base 1 to 1563 and encodes 520 amino acids. NCBI's taxonomy places the organism in Eukaryota, Metazoa, Chordata, Chondrichthyes, Lamniformes, Lamnidae. Gene Ontology annotation, molecular function: amino acid transmembrane transporter activity. The transcript is spliced from 2 exons. Gene Ontology annotation, cellular component: vacuolar membrane. The record is from RefSeq and is a predicted model, not a curated record. Gene Ontology annotation, biological process: amino acid transmembrane transport.
AUGGCGACGCUUAUAAAAAGCAAGCUUUCAAAUGUUGCCACUUCCGUCUCGAACAAAUCUCAGGCUAAAGUUAGCGGAGUGUUCGCCAGGAUGGGGUUUCAAGCAGCGACCGACGAAGAAGCCGUUGGGUUUGCGCAGUGUGAUGACCUGGACUAUGAACAUCGGCAGGGUCUGCAGAUGGACAUUUUGAAACCCGAAGAGGCGACCGGCGAGGCAGAGCUAGCGACUGAGGGCGAUAGUCACUACCAGAGAGACGGCACUGGACUGCCUCCUUCGACCUCCAAAGAUGGGGAGCCGUGUGUGGAGUUAGCAGCUCAGGGAAAGCCCAAAAUUACUGCCUGGGAAGCGGGCUGGAAUGUGACCAACGCGAUCCAGGGUAUGUUCGUCCUGGGCUUGCCCUAUGCGAUCCUCCAUGGAGGAUAUCUCGGACUAUUUUUAAUCAUUUUCGCUGCUGUUGUGUGUUGCUAUACGGGGAAGAUCCUGAUUGCUUGUCUGUAUGAGGAAAACGAAGACGGCGAGCUGGUGAGAGUAAGAGACUCCUAUGUAGACAUUGCCAAUGCCUGCUGUGCCCCUCGCUUUCCGAAGCUGGGUGGCAGGGUCGUGAAUGUAGCCCAAAUCAUUGAGUUAAUAAUGACCUGCGUUUUGUAUGUGGUUGUAAGCGGCAACCUUAUGUAUAACAGUUUCCCAAAUCUGCCCAUCUCUCAAAAAUCGUGGUCUAUUUUGGCCACUGCAAUAUUAUUACCUUGCGCGUUCCUGAAAAAUCUCAAAGCGGUGUCCAAGUUUAGCUUGCUCUGCACUCUGGCACAUUUUGUAAUUAACAUCUUAGUGAUCGCCUACUGUCUGUCUAGAGCCCGGGACUGGGCCUGGGAUAAGGUCAAAUUCUACAUUGACGUCAAAAAAUUCCCAAUAUCCAUCGGCAUUAUCGUUUUUAGCUACACUUCACAGAUCUUCUUGCCGUCGCUGGAGGGCAACAUGAAAAGCCCCAAAGAAUUCCACAGCAUGAUGAACUGGACACAUAUAGCGGCGUGUAUCCUAAAGGGACUAUUUGCCUUGGUAGCUUACCUGACCUGGGCAGAUGAGACAAAAGAGGUAAUCACAGACAACCUCCCCUCUACUAUCAGAGCAGUGGUCAACGUGUUUCUAGUGGCUAAAGCCUUGCUCUCCUACCCGCUACCUUUCUUCGCAGCUGUAGAAGUCUUCGAGAAAUCCUUUUUCCAAGAGGGGAGGAUUCCAAUGUUUGCUAAUUGUUAUGGGAUAGAUGGUAAACUCAAAUCAUGGGGGUUAGCUUUACGGUGCAUCCUAGUGGUCUUGACUUUGUUUAUGGCCAUGUAUAUUCCCCACUUCGCUCUGUUAAUGGGCCUGACUGGGAGUCUAACGGGUGCUGGCCUCUGUUUUCUGCUCCCAAGCCUUUUCCACCUCAAACUUUUGUGGCGAAAACUGCAGUGGCAUCAUGUCUUUUUCGAUGUAUCCAUAUUUGUCAUAGGCUCUAUAUGCAGCGUGUCCGGGUUCAUCCAUUCGCUGGAGGGAUUAAUUGAGGCUUUCGACUCCAACACAAGCGACUGA